AUGGCGAAAGCAACCAUGAAGAUGCCAACGUACUGGUAUUCGGUGAAGAGAAAUGAUGUUGCGCCUGUAGCAUUCAGGAUCUGGUUACCAAAAAUCUCGGUAUGCAAACAAAAUAAGAAAACAAUAAUUACCUUCGGAGAUGGCAGAUUGGAUGUCAGCGCACUUGCGAACUACGGAAAGAUCGUUGAUGCCUUCCUCCUCCGAGAUGAGAGAUUCGGUAAACCCACUUUUCCCAUCGGCGAAGUUGGAUUUGCCGUCGGCAAGUUUCACCUUGGCCACCAGCAGCCAUUGAAAGAGGGCGAAAGCUAUGCCGACAACGGCACAAAUUGGGAUGAGAAUUUCGGAGCCCAGAUCUGGGAGCAGCGUACCCUCGCCCAUUACUUUUGCUUUCUCGAACGUCAUCGAUAUGCACAUCCAAAUCUACUGGGGCCGGUCGAUGCGCGUCGGGCGCUGGUGUACGAGUCACUUGUGCGUCGGAUGCUGGCGUGCGGGUGGCUUGUGCGUCAGGCACUGGUGUGCGUCGUGCACUUCGGGCGUUGCGGGAUUCUCGCUGGCCUGUACGGGUCGUCACUGAGUGGAGCAAGUCCUUGUGUCCUUCUGGUAAUUGAACAACCGACCAAAGCCGAGCACCCGACCACCAUCGGCCGCCCAACACUGCUGCAACACGACCCGCGUCCACCGGUGACACCAUCUCUGCAUCCCACGAGCUCUCAGUGCCCGUCCCGAUGGCCUGCUACACCUGCUCGCGUCCAAUCCCCGCUCGCCGAGACUAGCGUGUUCCCAGCUCCACGACAUCGUUACCCGUGA
Striga asiatica is the source of this 807-nucleotide messenger RNA. The record is from the annotation of a GenBank genome assembly. Lineage: Eukaryota; Viridiplantae; Streptophyta; Magnoliopsida; Lamiales; Orobanchaceae.